Messenger RNA from Lichtheimia ornata, 1029 nucleotides. RefSeq lists its product as uncharacterized. Bases 1 to 1029 code for a protein of 342 amino acids. The record is from RefSeq and is a predicted model, not a curated record. The transcript has 8 exons. Gene Ontology annotation, biological process: protein phosphorylation. Gene Ontology annotation, molecular function: ATP binding; protein kinase activity. NCBI's taxonomy places the organism in Eukaryota, Fungi, Mucoromycota, Mucoromycetes, Mucorales, Lichtheimiaceae.
AUGACCCGAACAUCUCUAAUGAAGCGUCUAAUGACGCUCUUCAAGACAACCCAUCAAUCAGAACAAGGCUACCCUUAUGAGCUCGAGGAAAAGUAUACUGUCACCCGAAACACACUUGGUGUGGGAUCUUUUGCUGUUGUCAAGGAAUGCAUCAGUCGUGAAGAUGAAAAAUCUUAUGCCCUCAAGAUCAUUCUCAAAAAAGCCAUUGCCGGCAAGGAACAUAUGUUGGAUAGUGAGCUUGAUAUCCUAAAGCAAGUGCAUCAUCCACACAUUGUAUCAAUGCACGAUAUAUAUGAAAGCAAGGAUGCCGUUUACAUUGUCACCGAUCUAUGCGAAGGUGGUGAGCUUUUCCAGCAAUUGCUAGAAAGAGGUACCUACACCGAGGAAGAUGCAGCUAAUAUUGUGCGUCAAAUGCUGGAAGGACUUGCCUAUUUGCAUGAACAUGAUAUUGUUCAUCGCGAUAUCAAACCUGAAAACCUACUAUUUGAUAUCAAGGAUGAGGAGAAUGCCAAGCUGAUGAUCACCGAUUUCGGAUUAUCAAAAAUACUCAAGCAUCACGACGACAUCCUCAUGACGGCUUGUGGUACACCAGGCUAUGUUGCACCUGAGGUCCUGCUACAAGUGGGUCACGGGAAACCAGUGGACAUAUGGAGCGUGGGCGUUGUUACGUACACUUUGCUUAGCGGCUAUACGCCAUUCUGGGGUGAAGAUCAAACAUCCCUUUUUGAGUGUAUCACAUCCGGGGUAUAUGAAUACGACGAGGAAUAUUGGAUGGAUAUUUCGGAUCAAGCAAAGGAUUUCAUUGAUAGCUUGUUGACCUAUAACCCAAACGCUCGUGUUACCGCCGAAGAAGCAUUACAACAUCCAUGGAUCACCGGGGAGAAAGAACGUGAGACGAAUCUGGCACCUAUCAUCCGUAAAGGAGCCAACAGUCAUAGGUCGUUUAGAUCAAUUGUGACAGCCAUGACAUUGUUAAGCCAUUGGAAACAUCUCGAAAAUGUACCCGAGGACGAUGAAGAAUCCGAAUAG